CCGCCCGCCGCCGACAUGCUGCAGCCCUGCGUCGGGGCGGCGCGGCUGCCGCGCAAGAGGCCGUACGUCUGCAACAUCUGCCCCAAGCACUUCGAGACGCCGUCGAAGCUCGCCCGCCACUACCUGAUCCACACCGGGCAGAAGCCCUUCGAGUGCCACGUCUGCCGCAAGACCUUCCGCCAGCUCGUGCACCUGGAGCGGCACCAGCUGACCCACAAGCUGCCCCACCAGUGCGGCGUCUGCCAGCGGCUCUUCCGCAGCCCGGCCGCCUUCCUCGAGCACCAGCGGCUGCACGGCGGGGGCCGCCAGGGCCCGGCGGAGCCGGCGGGGCCCCCCGCGCCGCCCUGCCGCCGGGCCCCGGCCCCGGAGGACCGCCGCCUGCCGCCCUGCGCCCUGCCGGACCGGCGGCACGCCCGCUGCCCCGCCCGGCGGCGGCGGAGGCCGCACGGCUGCGACGCCUGCGGCAAGGUGUUCCCGUCCCGCUCGAAGCUGGAGCGGCACCAGCUGAUCCACAGCGGGCAGAAGCCCUUCGCCUGCCCGCUGUGCGCUAAGGCCUUCCGCCAGGCCACCCACCUGAAGAUCCACCAGCUGACCCACACGGAGGAGCGCCCCUUCCGCUGCGGCCUCUGCCACAAGGGCUUCAAGGUGCAGAGCAAGCUGCUGAAGCACCGGCAGGUCCACGCCAGGAGCCGGGCCCGCCAGCCGGUCGGCCCGCUGGGGCCCAGGGCCGGCCGGGGCCGCCCGCGGCCCCCGCCGCCCGCCGGCGAGCCCCCGGACGCCCACUCCGUCUACGUCGUGCCCUUCCAGUGCGCCGGCUGCGAGCGGUCGUUCGAGUCGGAGCCGGCCCUGCGCGGGCACCGGUGCGGCCGGCCGGCGGCCGGGGGCCGCGGGGGCCCGGCGCCGCCGGACCCCGGCCCGCCGCCGGCCCCACCCCUGGACGGCCUGGACGUGGUCCCCUGGACGGUGGCGGCCCCGGCCGUCGACCCCCACGGCCGCGCCCGGGCCUGCCAGUGCGACCGCUGCGAGAAGGCCUUCCCCUCCACCUCCAAGCUGCAGCGCCACUACCUGAUCCACACGGGCCAGAAGCCCUUCGCCUGCGCCCUCUGCGGCAAGUCCUUCCGCCAGUCGGCCCACCUGAAGCGGCACCAGCUGACGCACGCGGAGCGGCGGACGUGCGACGGCCCCGCCUGCCGGCUGGCGCACGGGGAGGGGCCGCCCGGCCGGGCCGAGCGCGAGGGGGCCGCCGCCGCCGCCGCCUCCCCCGGGCCCGAAGCGGGGGCCCGGGCCCGGGAGGGGGUCAGGGUCUACCAGUGCAGCGUCUGCGCCAAGAGCUUCAAGUCCCCGUCCAAGCUGGAGCGCCAUUACCUCAUUCACGCCGGCCAGAAGCCGUUCGAGUGCUCCUCCUGCGGCAAGACCUUCCGCCAGGCGCCCCACUGGAAGCGCCACCAGCUCACCCACCUCAAGGACCGGCCCCGGCCCGACGCCGACCCCCUGCCGUGACCGGAGCCCGGCCCCGGACGCGGCGGGCGGGCGGGCGGGGA
Messenger RNA from Ornithorhynchus anatinus (platypus), 1541 nucleotides. RefSeq names its product zinc finger protein 770 (gene ZNF770). The transcript has 3 exons. Gene Ontology annotation, biological process: negative regulation of transcription by RNA polymerase II. Gene Ontology annotation, molecular function: DNA-binding transcription repressor activity, RNA polymerase II-specific. Bases 16 to 1500 code for a protein of 494 amino acids. NCBI's taxonomy places the organism in Eukaryota, Metazoa, Chordata, Mammalia, Monotremata, Ornithorhynchidae. The record is from RefSeq and is a predicted model, not a curated record.